Messenger RNA from Triticum dicoccoides, 1330 nucleotides. RefSeq names its product lectin-like. The transcript has 2 exons. The record is from RefSeq and is a predicted model, not a curated record. The annotation marks the transcript as partial. NCBI's taxonomy places the organism in Eukaryota, Viridiplantae, Streptophyta, Magnoliopsida, Poales, Poaceae. Gene Ontology annotation, molecular function: carbohydrate binding.
AUGGGCUCGCCUGCAAGCAAUGGCAGCGCGCAGCUCCUCCUCCGCCUCAUCUUUUUCUUUGCUUGGUUGCACCUCUCUGGAGCGCAAUCUCCCGAUGCCUAUCCUCCCGCUACAGCCCCAGAUGCCUCUCCUACCCCUUCUUCCGAUCCGGCUCCUUCCACCAGUCCCGCUCCUUCCGAUCCCGGUUCCUUCAGUCCCCCUCCUGCGCCUUCCUGUUCACCAGCUCCAGUCGAAGAUACCUCUCCUCUCGCUCCCGUUCCAGCCGCAGUAGCCUCACCCUUCUCGUUCAGCUUCGACUUCUCCAACGCCUCCAGCUACCGCAUAGAAGACCUCAAAUUAGAGGGCAACGCGGCCGUGCACGACAACCUGGUCGACGUCACCUGCAACUCGUUCGGAGAGAGCCCCACGCACUGCACGGGACGCGUGUCGUACGCGCACCCGGUGCCGUUCUACGACAGCGCCACCGGCGAGGUGGCCAGCUUCCAAACGCGCUUCACCUUCGCCAUCAUGUUGGAGUUGGAAAACAAUAGCAAGACCGUCAAGGGUGAUGGCAUGGCUUUCUUCCUCGCCUAUUACCCAUCAGCCAUGCCGCCGCACUCAGGCGGGGGAAACCUUGGCCUGCUGCCCUCUGGCGACGACGGCAAGAGCCUGACCGCCUUCGGAAACGACCGGUUCGUCGCCGUGGAGUUCGACACGUUCAACAACUCCUGGGACCCCGACAACACGGUGGACCACAUCGGCAUCGACAUCAGCUCCAUGAGUUCGGUGAAGACGACAAACUUGACCAGCUUUAGCCUCAACGGCUCCAUGACGGCCACCAUCACCUUCGACAACACCACCAGGAUGCUGGUCGCCGACCUGCAGUUUCAUGGCAAUAAUACUUCUCGCCCCGUCCAGGUCAGCGCGCAAUUACCCGAUCCGGUCAGCACCUUGCUCCCGCCUCAGGUGGCAGUGGGGUUUUCCGCAGCCACAGGCAAUGAAAUGGAGCUGCAUCAAAUACUGUCAUGGUCCUUCGACUCCUCACUUGCUCCGCCCCGCAAAGGUCAUGACAUGAAGGCAGCGCUUAUUGGAGGGUCAAUUGGAGGAGCCGUAGCUUUGGUGGUUAUGGUGUGGUGUGUCCUCUCAUGUUUCAAGUGGAGAAAGACCAGUACAAGCCAUGACUUUGUAACACGAACUGGCGGACCCAGACAGUUUGAGUACCGUGAUCUGGCUGUUGCAACAGACAACUUCUCCGGGGAGAGGAUUAUUGGGCGAGGUGCCUUUGGAGUAGUUUACAGAGGCACCCUGAUCACUAGGGGGUCAUCAUCAGGUGUGCCCUCUAGAGAAUCAU